Phytophthora infestans T30-4 is the source of this 720-nucleotide messenger RNA. RefSeq lists its product as uncharacterized. The coding region runs from base 510 to 665 and encodes 51 amino acids. The record is from RefSeq and is a predicted model, not a curated record. Lineage: Eukaryota; Oomycota; Peronosporomycetes; Peronosporales; Peronosporaceae. The transcript has a single exon.
GUUCUGUCGACAAACACGUUAGGGUUGGCACGAUUUGGUUGGAGCCAAACGCAACAGUUGAGAACGAUGUGCCCCGGUAUGUUCAGGUCGCGCACUUCGUUUGCCACCAUCAGCUCUUGCGGUUUUCUGCGGCGACAACAGCAACGAGACCACAAGCAGUUUUCCACCGUGGAGCCACCAGAUCAAGGCGAACAUGUCCAGUCUACAAGCCUUCUUCCGAAUAUCGUGGCCCCUGCAAUUGUGCCGCUCACGGUGUCGCUGUCACUGCAGUGGCCAGACUUCAUCAGCACUCACUCGCUGACGUCGCAGUCAGUGACGUCAGUCGCAACAGCCCAGUCGUCACCACCAACAUCGCUUGGAGAGGUGCAGCUGCAGCCAGCAACGACGAGCUUGCCUGCUCUACCCACUCACACCCCCGUUGGUGAUACUGCCAAGUCUGCGGGUAAGCUCGCAAGAAAGGGAAAAUUGAACACCAAAGAGCAAACGAAGCGCACUAGAGGACCAACAAAAUGAUUGAGGAGCUGCUGGACUUCCGCUUUUCGGACGGAGACGUGAAGCGUCAUCUCGAGACCGCCGACACGAAGACCGAAAAGACUCUGGCCUGGCAAUUAUUUGCCAGUGUGCUGUCAGAUUCUCUGGGCAUGGUACUCACCCCCAUCAGGUAGGCCUAAACUCUCGGGCGUGCGGGUACUGCGCUCUAACUCUGUUGUGGGGAUGGGG